UCAACUCCUAGCUUAAUAGAUGGGACUGUGGCUCAGUCAUUAAAGCAGCACCAUAUUAAAUAUGGCAGUCAGGAGUUGGAGGAAGGAGGCUCAUCGAAGGGCUUUAGUGCUUCUCACUCAGAUAACUGGGAGGAAGAGCCCAGUGCCCUUUUCUGGGAGUUCCAUUGAUGCUGAAAAAAUGCAAAUUAUAGAGCAGUUGUUGCUCCACAAAGGUGGCCACGGCCAGACAAGGACGGGUAACGUUGAUUCACAUUCUGCAAAAGCAAAACUCAUGCAGAGUGGGAAAAAUAAGCCUCCAACCAGACGUGUUUACUUCCCAUACCUGACUGAUGGUCCAAGGUUAAAAAGCACCUUUCCCAGAGGAAGUCCCAACAAAAGCCAGAAUCCUCAGCCAGCAAAGGUGUCUUCCCAGGCAGUCAAAAGUGCCACUGAUAGUAAAAUUACAAGACAACCCAGGAGCACAAGACAGGCUGCUCUAUGCCAAAUUGAGCCUUCAAAAAGGAUCAAUCAAAUAAAGCCAAAAACAGGAGAGGUCAGCAGAAGACAAAGCAAUGUGUGCUCAGAGCAACCACUGAAAACAGCAGGUCAUCUGUUAGCUAAGCACAACCCAGCUCGGAGAAGGUCAGGAUCUAUUCCAAAGAUGACCAACAGUCAAUCUCAGAGGUCGAGGCGUCACAUGGACUUGAGCAGCAUCAAUAAUGAAGACCUAAAAGAGUUCCUGCUGUUACUGGGAAUUCAUCACAUCGAAGAUCUUGACUCUGUGGUACCAGACGAACCCCCCACUAAAGCUCAAAUUAGUGCAUUCAGGAGUCUGUUUAAGCUCUUUGCUAAGAAAAGUAAUAGGUAUAUUCAUGCCAGUGCUCUCAGAUCUACGCUAGCCUCUGUGGGAACUCCCAUCAGCCCAGAGGAAGCCCAGAUGGUUCUGGAGAGGGUUGACCAUGAUAAGGAUGGACUGGUUGGAUUUCAGGACUUUCUGUACACAAUGACCGAGAGAAAACUGUUCUUCAGAUGGGUGAAAGCUGAAGUUACAAACCAGGCAGACGUGCCAGAGAAGGUGUUUUAUAAAACCCUGACUAAGAUGCUGAACGACGGAGCUCUGCCCUGCAGCAUCGCAGAAGAGAUCUUACACUAUUACCAUCAUAAAACGCUGCGCCUGAUUCACCGCACCGCUCGUCAUGAUGACGACGGAGGUCAUGUGAUUAACUGCAAACAACUGAUGAAGUACAUAAAGCCUUUGGAGAAACAUUCUCAGAUAAACAGUCCCUACCUGCAGCAUCCCAGUCUGAGCGUCAAAAAGGCUCCUCGCACCAGGCUGCCACGCACAGGCAGAAUUAGGUCUGCCAAGAACUGGAAGAUCGUCGAGUUUGAGGACCGGAACAGACAGCUUUCAGACAAGCAUUCUGGGGUGGAAACUAAAGAGAUGGUCACCCCGGUGAAGAUCAAAGUAAAGCUGGCAUUGAAAGACCGAGACCUUACCUAUGAUCAGAUCGAUCAGAUUCGCUCUGAGUCUCAGGCUGGACUGAAGCGCUACCUGGACACUCUGACUCAGUAUAAACGAAGGGACUGGUGGCACCUGUGGGGUUUGCUGCAGAACUACUGUCGCCAACAUGACCGCAGGGAUUUCGCACAAACCUUCAGCACGUACUCAUGGUCCUGGAGCAUCUGCAGGGAGAUGAUGGAUGUCAAAGAGCUGCUGCAGGACCAACUUUCUCUACCAGAGCUUCCAGUUAAGUCUGUGGGUGGAGGGAAGAGAACACGGCACCACAAAACGGUUUUAAAACUCCGGUCUGUGCAGCGGCAAACCUGCACACAUUAGACCAGCUUACAUUAAAAGUUGUUGGAUGCAUGGA
Molecule: messenger RNA, 1850 nt
Organism: Trichomycterus rosablanca
Lineage: Eukaryota; Metazoa; Chordata; Actinopteri; Siluriformes; Trichomycteridae
Product: EF-hand calcium-binding domain-containing protein 3-like
Exons: 11
Coding region: 62-1816 (584 amino acids)
Molecular function (GO): calcium ion binding
Source: RefSeq, a predicted model, not a curated record